AUGGCUCACAUCGCAAGCUGUAUGCUCGAUGAAGGCGAUUCUGCCAACCCGCCGUAUAUAGCGAAGCCGCUCUCCCCACUACCCCCAAUGGACUCGACAUCACAAGGUCCACCACCAUCAUCAACAGAUCACAAGCCCUUUGUGUGGAGGAUGCACCAUCCGGAUACCCGCAAGUAUCAGCUCUUCCCAAAGGAUCGCCAGCAACGGCCACCGAACAAGAGCCUUGACCCCGAGCAAGCCUUCGCCCUCGCCAUGGGACAGAACGACAAGACCGAGAAGCCCUGCAGCAGCAGCGGCUCACUCCGGCUACGCAUCAAGGAACACAAUCUCAUCAGACGGCGCAAAGUGAGCAUUCCUGAAUUAGGCCCCAUGACGACGGUCCAAGAGGUUCCCAUGGAUUCACAUACAGCCACUAUUCCGGGACGCCCACCGCUUCACGAAAGAUCUAUUAGCGCACCAGGACAUCACAUUAAGCAGCACAAGUCGAACGGGUCCGUCUCAUCGAUAGCCGCAGCCGACGCCGAUAGAUCUGGUUGCACCACUCCUGCCCGCUCACCGGACCGACACCAACGAUCCACCUCUGAGAGCCAGACUCCCCGCCAACCCGCCUCACCGAAGCAACUGGCGCCUCUCGUCAUUCCCACUCACAUCGGCAACGUACCGCGUCUUGCCAGACAAAUCUCCCACAACCGCAUGCGAUCCGGCAGCACUGGUCAAGACUCUUCUCAGCACUCCGCCCGCGCCGACGAUUCGCCUAGGUCACUUGCUCGAACUCCGUAUACGCCUUUGACCGCCUCUACGGCCCUCACGACUCCCUUAUCCGCCUGCCCAACUUUCAUGUCCGCCACAACUCCCGUGUCUGCUCCCAUCAUGGAGGAACGUGGCUCGACGAAGCCUUGGGAGAUGAACUACAACCAAGACGCAUCCACUCCCGUCCAGCUAAAGAGCGAUAACUUUGCGUCACCUAGUACCGAUAGCACUCAAAGGCCGUUUGUUCACAGCCACAGAAGGGGCCAGUCCGAGUCAGGCAGCAUUAUGGACCGUGGGCGGCCGAGGAAGCGAAGUGAAUCACGAACUAACAACGGUCUUCUCCCCAAGCGAAGCUGCUCAACAAGGAAUAAGAGCGCUGAACGCCGGGCGUUUGAAGAGCUUCCUACUGGAUGGCGAGCCGGCGAGGCACCCAGCCAUAUUGAGCAAGACGAUCUGGUAGCUCUGCAAAAGCAGGCUUUUGGACAGGCCUCACGAUUUGAGGUGCUGAGGAAGGAGGAUGUGGAGCUCCUUUCAAGGGAACUCCGUCAGCUUGAUGAGCGCACCGAAUAUCUCCGCCGUACCUACAACUCUCUGCGAGCUGGUCGGCGCAAUCUGCACUCUCGCAUCUGCCAAUACCUCCGUUCUCCUCGUACGGCUAGGUUUAGCACAGACUCGAUGCUUAAGCAAGAGGAAGCUCUCGCUGAGCUCGACACGUCAAUCGACGACUGGGUGAACAAGCUGGAACAGGCUGAGAACCGUCGCACACGGGUACGCCAAAAGCUUCUGGAACACGUCGCUGCUGCAGCUACCCUCCCCACUCCCGCCGCGACGGCCGCGAGCGAGUCAUUGCAACUCGCCAUGGGCAUCCGCCCGCCUCCACCAGUGGGUGUUGGAAACAUCUCCACUCCUCCUCGAAGCCCCACCAAGAACUCCUUCUCUUCGCACACUGCCAGCAGCUCCCCUUCACCACAACGGGUCGUUGCCCAGGUCCCCAGCACCAUCGUUGAGCAACCCGUGAUCGAGGAGUGCCCCGUUGCCUCUGUCGAUAAGCACGUCUCUUCCUUCAGUCACCGUCGCACCGGCAUGGAAAGCAUCCGCAUCUACGCCGACAGCGACGUGUACGCUCUUCUGGCCGAUGUAGAGAAUGAAAUCACCAAGAUGAGCGCCGCGGCAAAUCAGACUGAGGCCACUGCGGCCUUGUCGGAUGACGAGCAGAAGGAGAUCCAUCGGGCACGUAGCCAUGAGGCUCUCAGUGGGCUCGCAAAUGAGAAGCCCACCGACGCCAAGGACACCAUCCCGUCUCCUCGCGCGCCUUCCCCUCCAGCCAAGGAUAGCCCGGCAGACGGCGAAGCCAUCUUCCUCACUAGUGCCGUCUUCCGAGGCUAA
Colletotrichum godetiae is the source of this 2136-nucleotide messenger RNA. RefSeq names its product Up-regulated during septation-domain-containing protein. The record is from RefSeq and is a predicted model, not a curated record. Bases 1 to 2136 code for a protein of 711 amino acids. The transcript has 4 exons. Lineage: Eukaryota; Fungi; Ascomycota; Sordariomycetes; Glomerellales; Glomerellaceae.